AUGAUUCCAUUACUACAAGACACCUCAAUUGCAGCUAGCAAACCAUUUGUAGCUACUGCCAAACGUGGUGACAUGAUAUGCAGCGAUUCGUCUGCAUCAUCCACGAUCGAGUAUGAGCAUGCAUCUUUGAGUGAAACCUCAUGGUCAGAAGAAGCAGCAGAAAGCAGUCAUGAGAGACCUGCUCUACACAAAGUUCUAUCAGAUCUUUUUGAUGAGAAUAUCCUUGCCAAACCCUAUCGUGCAGCGAGUAGGGUCUUGCAAGGCUUUGACCCGGCACACCAUGGUUUCCCCGAAAUCGUGCCCCAGCAAGGCCCGAAGCUAGGGCGAUGGGAAAUUCGCGAACCUGAGUUCUGGACAUGUGGUUUUUUCCCGGGAAUACUGUACACGUUGCUCGAGCGAUCCAUCAGAUACCCGAGAUCGAUCAGGGCCGGCAGCCCCGGACACGGAUCAUCCAUGAUUACCAGGGGCCAUUUACUCCCGUUAUGCAAGUCAUGGUCUGAGCCACUUCAUGCCAUGGCUAGCAGAACAGACACCCACGACAUUGGCUUUAUCAUCAUGCCGGCCCUCCGGAGAGACUUUGAACUAUUCGGAAGUGAAAGAAGUUUAGGUUCUAUCAUACAAGCAGCUCACAACUUGGCUACCCGUUAUGUGUUAGCUGCUGGUGCCAUUCGCAGCUGGGACUGCCUUCUGAAGAAGGACAUCACCAUCACAGAUAUGGAGAACAAUCUACUAACCAUCAUUGAUAGCAUGUGCAAUCUUGACCUGUUAUUCUAUGCUGCUGCACAGACGGGUGAACAGAGACUCGCUGACAUUGCUUCAUCCCAUGCAACAACAUUAUUGAAGACGCAUCUUCGACAAGAGACUGCGAGUUCAACUCUCAAGAGCGGAUAUCAGGGGCAACUCUACUCAACUUGUCAUGUUGCCAACAUUGACCCCAAAACAGGAGAUUUGAAAUGGCGACGGACAGCCCAGGGCUAUACCGAUGAUUCGACAUGGUCGAGGGGUCAAGCGUGGGCUAUCCUUGGUUAUGCACAGACUUACAACUGGACCAAAAAGGAAAGGUUCCUUGACGCAGCUUGCGGAUGCGCCGAGUACUUCCUACAUAGACUAGAGACAUCCCCUUCUUGUGUCGAGCUUCCGGUUCAGUGCAGUUCAGGACACAAAAGCGCUCGCCGAGGGCGACAUGUGCCGCUCUGGGACUUCGAUGCGCCCAUUGAGAAUCCUCGAGAGCCUCUUCGUGAUUCAUCAGCUGGUGUCAUUGCUGCCAAUGGAAUGUUAUUGAUAUCUCAGGCGCUUGCUGGGUUGGGAAGAUACACGUUGUCAGGCCACUUCUUCGACGCAUCUAUUGAAAUCGUCAAGGACACGUUGGAUGUUUGUCUCGCUACCGAGAAAGUCGUGAUGACCACCUCUGAAGACGGUGGAAAGUCCAUCAAAGUGGAAGAUACUGUCUCGGGGACCACGUUUGAUGCUCUUUUGAAGAAUGGGACAGCUAACAACAAUGAAAACGCCAAGAGACGAUAUGCAAACCACGGACUGGUAUAUGGAGAUUACUAUCUUGUCGAGGUCGGAAACCUUCUUCUAAGUAUGGGUCUGGCCUAG
Messenger RNA from Fusarium fujikuroi IMI 58289, 1599 nucleotides. RefSeq names its product related to glucuronyl hydrolase. Gene Ontology annotation, biological process: polysaccharide catabolic process. Lineage: Eukaryota; Fungi; Ascomycota; Sordariomycetes; Hypocreales; Nectriaceae. The transcript has a single exon. Gene Ontology annotation, molecular function: chondroitin hydrolase activity. The coding region runs from base 1 to 1599 and encodes 532 amino acids. The record is from RefSeq and is a predicted model, not a curated record.